Messenger RNA from Perca flavescens (yellow perch), 4237 nucleotides. Its product is annotated as lysosome membrane protein 2. The transcript has 13 exons. The coding region runs from base 453 to 2009 and encodes 518 amino acids. Gene Ontology annotation, cellular component: membrane; lysosome; cytoplasm. Gene Ontology annotation, biological process: receptor-mediated endocytosis; protein targeting to lysosome. Gene Ontology annotation, molecular function: scavenger receptor activity. The record is from RefSeq and is a predicted model, not a curated record. NCBI's taxonomy places the organism in Eukaryota, Metazoa, Chordata, Actinopteri, Perciformes, Percidae.
CGUUCUCCUCUCGAGGAGGGAGUGAGAAACUUUACAGCACGCUACAAAUACUCCGUGGCAGAAUUCUCCUUUUGUUGAAUGCGCCCUUCAGACUGAUUUAGCUAGGGCUACUCGUGUUUGUCAAAGUGAACCGCUUGCUUCAUUAUUAAACACACGUAAACAGACUUAACUUUGUAACUUGGAAACUCGUGAGGACAAACUAAGCUCCAACCUCCAACCGUUACUUUAGUUGCUCGUCGGCUAGAGUAGUCGACCCAGUUUCUUCUACUUUUUCCAACAAAACAAAGAAGAAAGCUUCAGGGAAGGCAAGGUUUGAUCUCUUAUAUCACAGCCUAUGCAGUUGGGAACACUUUCUAUGAGUUGUGCAGUAAAGUAGCUUAACCUAGCGGAAAUUAACGUAUCCAUCCAUACACAAGAGUCUCGCGCAGCUUCCUGUACUAGCACCUGCAGAGAUGACACGAAGGUCCUGCGCGAUUUAUGCGGUAGGGAUCAUCUGCGCUUCCCUGCUGUUUGUCGGGAUUGGUUUAGUUGUGUCUCAAGUUUUCCGCACGUUGAUGCACAACCGCCUCAAAAAGGAGAUCGUUUUGGUAGAGGGCAGCCGUGUGUUUGAGUCAUGGAAAACCCCUCCACCUCCUGUCUACAUGGAGUAUUUUUUCUUCACUGUGACCAAUGUGGAUGCCUUCCUUGAAGGGGCCAAGCCAGAGGUCAAGCAGGUUGGACCCUACACGUAUAGGGAGUACAGGUAUAAGGACAAUGUAAGCAUGGUGGACAGUAAAAGGAUGGUGUCCGCAUACAACAUCAAAAGUUUUGUGUUCCUGAGAGAGAAGUCUGUGGGUGACCCAGCUGUGGAUAAGAUCACCACUGUCAACAUCCCUGUUUGGGCUGUAAUGAACAAGGUGACAGGGAGUUUCUGGAAGUCCUCCAUGGCGUCCAUGAUGAUGACCUCUACCAAGAGCGGUUUCUUCACUACUCGCACUGUGGAUGAACUGCUGUGGGGAUACGAAGAUCCCUUGCUGGCCCGCAUCGCUACCAGCAGUCCUGAGGUGGAGAAGGUCUUUGGCCUCAUGUACAAGAAAAAUGGAACUAAUAACGGGGAAUUCAUCUACCACACUGGGGUGCAGAACUACAUGGAUUAUGGCCGCGUUGAAACAUGGCAAGGCCAAAGCCAGCUGACCUUCUGGGCGUCUAACCAAAGCAACAGCAUUAAUGGAUCAGAUGGAAGUGCUUUCCAUCCCCUGCUGAACAAGAACGAACGCAUUUACAUCUUCACUCCAGACCUCUGCAGGUCGAUCCACAUGGAAUUUGAGAAGGAUGUAGAGGUGAAAGGAAUCCCAGCCUACCGUUUCACACCGCCACGCUCUGUUUUUGCCAGCAAAGAGGAGAACCCAGCCAAUGAGGGUUUCUGCGUCACCCCAAAAGAGUGCCUGGGAACUGGCCUUCUUAAAGUCAGUCCUUGUCGGAACGGUGCCCCAGUGGUUGCUUCCUUUCCUCAUUUUUACCUGGGAGAUGCUAAAUAUGUGGCUGCCAUUAAAGGAAUGUCCCCUCAAAGACAGCAUCACCAAACCUUCCUAGACCUUAACCCGACCACUGGAGUGAUUGUUCGUGCAAACAAGAGAGCACAGAUAAACAUCUUGCUCAGCAGAAUCCCUGGAUUCCCGAAAACUAGAACGCUUAAUGAGACAAUCUUUCCCGUCAUGUUCCUCAAUGAGAGUGUGGUGAUUGAUGAUGCGUCUGCGGCGAGAGUACACAAGCUGCUGCUGAUUGUCACUGUAGUGUCCAACUUCCCGCUCAUUAUUGUGGGACUGGGUGCCAUACUGCUCGCAGUCCUCAUCUUCCUUCUAGUCCGGGCCCGCAAACAGAAGAAGGAAGUUAAGCGCACUGUGUUUACCAAGGCUCUUUAUGCUACCUCCACUGAAGAGGACACUUCUUACUCUCCAGUCAGUGACAAGGAAAAGGAAGAUCCUCAAAAUGGAACCUAUAUCGGUCUGACACGUAAAGAUGACCCAUAAGCUUGAGGAGGGGGAGAAUGAUCAGAAGGGCUCUUUGUACAUCGACAACCCUCAGAAAUACAAAUAGGGAUUUGGGUUUUCAGGAGAGAGAUUAUUGUCAAAAUCUCCUUUAUGAUUGGAAAUCUUUGGGGUGGGGGGUUGAGAGCUAGAGGAGGAAAACAUGUUUUUAGUUUCAAACAUACUGUCCUGUAUGUAUUCAUUUUAGCCAUGCAGAGAUACCCAAAGUCCAGGUCUAGCACAAUAUAUUCCCAGAAAAAGUUUGACAUUCAUUCAAAAACACUGUCGAGGGUUGCUUUUUGCUGUUUGGUUAAAUCAGUUGCUGAAAGCUGCAGUUCUCAAAUGAGUGAAAAUGGAGAGCCUACUUAGUGGUGAUACAAAACAAACAAACCCACCCCUGUGGGAUCAUUUUCAUUUUAGUGCUGUGGCCUCACCUUAUUUUCUGUUUACCUCGAUUGUGCCUUCAGAUUUUACUGACUGAUUACUAUGUUACAGGGCAUAGAGGGUAAUUUGGGAUCAGGGUAAUGAAGUCCAUAAAUUGUGAGAUUUUUAGAUAUCAUACGUCACUCUCAGGGGUCCUCUGCUUAGAUACAAUCAAUCACUAUUAAAGAUAGGGAGAGAAGCAAAGCAUACUGCAAGGCUUCUCUUUGUGCAGCAAUUUAAUCAAUUCAGUAUUACUGUUUCAUUUGCAUUUCGUCCUAAACCAAAUGUUACAAAACAUUGCCAUUGCUCAUUAGUGUUUUCUAUUCAUGCACUGUAUUUAGAGGGAUAUCUGUAAACAUUGUUAGCACCGCAAUUGAGAAACCUUCAGAGUAUAUUUUUGUAUAUAUACAGUGUAAGGUGUGUUGAACUGUUUACAUUCCUCUCAUUGUAUGAUUGGAAUGAACAUCAGACAAAACGCUGUAUAUUUUGGAUAUUUUAAUUUUUGGUAAAAAAUAAAUCCUUUUUGUUUUUUGUAAAUGUAGAAAUGUUUGAAUGAGGAACAUGCUAAGUUAAAGCUUCACAGUUGUCUUCUAGUAGUAUAAUGAUCGACACCUUUAUCAGCCAUCUAAAGGCCUGAAUAUGACAGGAUUUUGUGGUUGAAAUAAUGAUUCAUACACUACAGAAUAUGUGUACAGUAUUUUUGACCUACAUAACUCCUCACGUAAUGUUAAGCGCCAUUUAAACAAUAGAAUUCAGCUUAUUAUCAUUUCAAAAUGUGCUUUGUUGAAGGCCUUAUUUAGAUAUUGUUGGUGCUGUAUAUGACACCAAACAAACCUUCUUUUCUUUAAUGUUUGUGAAAGACUUCAUGUCAGGUGUUAAGCCAUUGCAACUAAAAACUCAUGAAGGUUCAAUAUGAAGAAACACUAUAGUUGUUUAAAAGAAUCUAUGUUACUCAAUUUAUUUUGCCUUUUAUAGUUCUCACAUAUUUUGUGAAAAGAACGUCAUGUCAAACCAACACAUCUACUCUUGCGUAUAUAUAUCGUUUUCUUCCAGAUACCAAACAAAAAUAAGCAUGAAACUGCUAUGAGUUUCUAUAGUUGGCGGCAGGGUCAAACAGCACUUUGAAAACACUUUGCUUUAAUGAUAGAUUGUUGUGCAGAGCCACAGCUUUCUCACUCGAGGCUGGUGAAAACAAUUGACUUCAGGUGCCAUUUAAUGUAAUAUAGAAAAUGCUGCAGAAUUACUACUUAUGAACUGCGUUGAGCCCAGCUUUUAUUUCUGUGCUUAUUCUUAGCUGUAACAGCUAAGGAUGAAUGAGUUCCUUCAUACCACCUCGUCAUUACAUGCACUGCAAUAAUCAACAUUAAAUAUAUCAGACGAUAGCAGAGAAGCUGUAACAAUUUUCAUUUAUGGAUUUCUGCUUCCUCAUUUGAUUUUACUAUUUGUGUUUGAUGUAUACUUUAAUCAGUUAUGUACAAUAAGAAAAUUGAAGAAAUUCAUGAGAGUUAAUAAUGUAUCAUAAUUUCAUUAGAAGGGGAAUGAAUGGAUAAAGCAAGCUUUUUUACACAAAAAACAGUAUUACACAAUACUAGUGUUGUGGUUAAAAAGGAUAAAUUAUUUUGUUGAGUUGGUAAAUCCAAAACACAGAAAGAACCACCAUACUAGGCUACUUUGUGCCAUACUUUGAUAACAGAUUGUAUUUUCUGAAAUUAUCGUUACUGCUAUAACCACUUGUUCUUAUUGUCAGCUUGUUUUGAAACGCUGACCGUUAAUACUGUGUACACAAAAAUAAAAGUAGUUUCAGUAAA